AUGGACGUCUAUCCUCCGCAGUACAUCGAGCACAACCUGCCCUUCGUCGUCCUCUCCGGCCUGGGCGAGACUCCGUCCUACGAUUCUGGAUACGAGCCCCAUCCGCUGCUGAAAGGACACGGCAUCGAGAUUGACUCAGCCGUGCCGGUUGUGACGGGCGAACGAGUCGACCAUUUGCGCCAGGAAUUCCUCAGCGCAGAUGCAAGAGACGCGCCAUGGAAUAACCUGCGGACAAGGACACGGAACGAUCAUAUUGGGUUCAGACUGAAGGCUGUCGGGAGGGGCUACGUACUGCCUCCCCGCAAAGCGCAACCUCCCCAGAUCUCCCCCGAUGAGACUCCUCCUGGCUCUCCGCUCCCCGCUAAUGGCCAACGAUGGGUCCUGCAUUCGCCCAUAUCCCCGCUUUCCCCCGGCUCGCCCACUUUCCCCGACGGCGUUAUGACACCUCUCUGGAUUGCUAAACAUCAGAACCAUAUACCCUCAGUCUUCAUCUCCUUCUUCGACUUCACCUCCGAGCCUGGCAGAGAUACCUUGAACGACAACCAGCUUAAGGCAGAGAUCAACCGCAUAAAAGCCAUCUUCCAUUCCUCUGGAUACAAGACACAUUAUGCCGUCGUUCUUAUGAGUGAUCGGUCCAUCUUCGAAGCGCCAGACAUCGAGGAACGGCUUGCGAACAUUCGGCGAACCACCGGACUUGACCCCAAGAAUGCUCUCUUUUUCCUGCCCGCCAAUACAUCUCGUGCAGAACUGGCCGCUUUCGUUCAGUCCGUCUUGACCACCUUGCAACCUCUUUGUGUAGAAUAUUACCGCGACCUGUCCAAGCAUGCGAGGCGGAAGAAGAACCGCAACAGCGUUCCGGCGCCAACGGCAGCGCCCACCCGGGGAGCCUCUCAUCCUCUUUCCGGCCCGGGCUGGAGCGUGAGAUACGACUUCAAGCUCGGAGUAUUUGCUGAAUUCCGACAAGAGAUGGACGCGGCAUGCAGACAUUACAGCUUCGCCAUCGAUGCUCUCUUGGAUGGUGAUGGAGUGUUUGAAACAACAGCCAGCUGGUCACCGCGCUGGGAUGACACUCGACUGCUUGCCGACGGUAUCGCAAUACGCAUAGUAAGGUGCUUGAUGUGGAACAACGGGCCUACAUCUGCAGUGCAGUCUUGGCAGAACUACAAGGACCGAAUGCGUGACCUCCUUGACCGGCGUGGCAAAGGUACUGCCAAUUACGGUUGGCAGGCCUGGGAAUCGAGAUGGGCUAGGGUUAUGGCGGAGAUCAUCCAAAGAGUGGACCCACCGAUCUUCGCCAUCGUUGGCUCGCCUGAGUUUCCUGAUGCUCUGCCAGAGAGGAAAGCUAUUUACUCACCGCCGGAGAAAGCGUUCCCCGUUGGCGAGAGGCUGGCCCCGUGGCAUCUAGUUCACCAUCCGGGAUAUUGGUUCAGAGUUUCUGCGGAAAGGGCCAUUUCUAGGCGAAGACUGGCGGAGGAACUCCCAGAGGAAGAUCGUCUGCCUCCCGGAAUGUCUCCUGCGACAAAGGUCGCAAACAGAUUCGCUACGUAUGACACCUAUCUGGUACCUGAGCCACACGUUGAAUACCCUAUCCCUGACAAGGGUGGCGAGGGAUUUGAUCACACUGGUGAAGUCGUGGAUUUGUUCAACAAAGCGGUUGGGGAGUUCCACGCUCGAGGCCAACAACGAUUUGUCGACAAACUUCAGUUGGACAUGGGUAAAGAGCUUAUCCACGCGGCGAGGUACAGCGACGCCUUGAGCGCUCUAAAGCCACUAUGGGAGGGCAUGAGCUGGCGCAACGAAAGGUGGUGGACGCUUGUCUCGGAUGUCGCAUGGGCAUUGAACGACUGCGCAGAGAAAUGCUCAGACGAGGAGUCCUUUCUGGUGACUGAAUUCGAGUUGCAAAGUCGCUUAUUACGUCCAAAGCAGGGCAAGACCUAUGAUUUCAUGACUUGUCUGGACUCCUUUGCUCAGGCUGAAGGAGCAGAGAAGCCUCGCGUCACCUUGAGAGCCCAGGAUGUUUUGUCGUGCAUCUCCAUCACGGCUGAAUUCGCUGUAGUCGAGGGGCAUGUCGCCGAACCAAUCCUGACGCAGAUCGCCGUGAGAUCCAAUGCCCAUAAAGGUUCAAAGCCAAUCACCCUAGACAACCUUACGGUAGCAUUCACUGGCUCUCUUGGCUCGAUCAAGCUACAACACCAGCAGAAUGAGAGCGGGCCGUCACCGCUCACAGAGCUUGCCUUGGCAGAGGAUGAAGAACACAAAGCCGGAAACAUACCAAGCUUCAAGGGCAGUGCCGAUCUGACUUUCUCCGCUGGCGAGGUCAGAGUGUUCACUUUUCCAAUUACCUUCAAGGAGGCCGGGGAAGUCUAUGUCGAGAGUGCCACGUUUGAGAUAGACACCGACAGAUUCCACCUCACAUACACUACGGAAUCGCCACAGGAGAACACGGAGCCCAUUUGGUGGGUCAUGGGGAAGAACGACUUGAAGACGAAAAGGCUGGGCAGGAUCAUGGACGAUCCGGCCAUCAAGGUCUUGCCAAAACCACCGAAGAUGGAAAUCCGGCUACCCAACCUGCAGAAGCGAUACUACGCCACCGAGCUUAUCAUUCUGGAGCUGGAAAUCGAGAAUGGUGAAGACGAAGAAGCGGAAGCGGCUCUUGAGUUCGUCUUGAUGGACCAGCAGAAGAACCCGCUCGAAUUCAGGUGGCUUGUCUCAGAUGCUGAUGCAGCGAGCGAGGAGGAGCAGUCUGAUAAAUCUGUCCAUGCCAUUGGGAAAAUGGAACCAGGAGCGAAACGCACGCAAAGUAUUCGCUUCACGGCACCUAUCGAUUCAGGAGAGGUGUUGUUUGACGCCAAGGUCAUCUACCAUGUCAUUAGCGACCCGGAAGUGCCCAUCUCGAAGACAAUCGUCGGAGAGCUUGCCAUCAUAGAUCCUUUCGAGGCUACCUACGAUUUCACACCUCAAGUCCACCCGGAUCCCUGGCCGAGUUUCUUCCACAUAGACGAUACACAACUGCCAGAAGCAUCUACGGACCCGGCUACGGUGAGGGCAUUUGGCUUGACGGCGAGAUAUCUUAUGAACGUCAGAAUCGGCUCUUACGCAGAAGAAGACCUUGUAAUCCACGACGCAGACCUCACUAUCCACGAGAUCGCAGGCGGUGCCAUAGCCAGCAUAACCAAAAAGACGGUCGGCGAGGCCGAGGUCGACAUAGCACCGCAAGCAGUCCAGCUCCGCACGUUCUGCGUCGACGUACAGAAGAUAGCGCUCGAGGACCGGCGGUCGUCAGCGCUGGCGACGAGCAUCAGCGUAACGUGGCGCCGCAAGAAGCCCAUGUCGCAGCAUCCGGAGGCUUCGAGCAGCGUGCGCACCGUCAUCGCCAACCCGCGCCUCAUCGCGGCCAAUAGCGAGCCGCGCGUGCUCGCGUCAGCGCGGCCGUCGACGCAGUUGCCUACGCUCAUCCAUCUCGACUACACGCUCGAGAACCCGACGAUGCACUUCUUGACGUUUGACGUGAGCAUGGAGGCCAGCGAAGAGUUCGCGUUUAGCGGACCGAAGCUCACGGCGCUCCAUGUGCUGCCGCACAGCAGGCAGACGGUGAGGUAUAACGUGCUGCCCCUGGUCAAGGGCGCGUGGAUCUACCCGCAGCUCAGGGUGCAGGACCGCUACUUCAACAAGAUCCUCAAGCCUGCGCCGACUGAAGGCAUGCGCCAGGAUAAACGGGGCAUCGCGGUUUGGGCUGACGUUGCAGAGGAGGAAAGCGGCGAGAAGUGA
Molecule: messenger RNA, 3768 nt
Organism: Lasiodiplodia theobromae
Lineage: Eukaryota; Fungi; Ascomycota; Dothideomycetes; Botryosphaeriales; Botryosphaeriaceae
Exons: 4
Coding region: 1-3768 (1255 amino acids)
Source: RefSeq, a predicted model, not a curated record